This is a messenger RNA of Parnassius mnemosyne (clouded apollo), 4173 nucleotides long. NCBI's taxonomy places the organism in Eukaryota, Metazoa, Arthropoda, Insecta, Lepidoptera, Papilionidae. The record is from the annotation of a GenBank genome assembly.
GCGCGGCACGUUUAUGUCAGAGUACGACAUAGUACAAAAUCGUGUUGUUUUUAAGUUUUUAACGAAAUAAACGAAAAACUUUAAUUAUUAUCUUGAAUGUAUAGUUAUUAAUUAAAUUUUCUACUAUAAUUAACAUUUUGUUAAAACCCCGAACAUGUCUGCAAGUGAAGGGCGAAGUGCACAGUCGAACUUGCAUCAGCAAGAUCUUUCUAAAUUGGAUGUUACAAAGUUGUCUGCUUUAUCUCCUGAAGUAAUAUCAAGACAAGCUACUAUCAACAUUGGGACUAUUGGACAUGUAGCUCAUGGAAAGUCCACAGUUGUAAAAGCCAUAUCAGGCGUCCAAACCGUCAGAUUUAAAAACGAACUUGAAAGGAACAUUACGAUUAAGUUAGGUAAGUUUGGUGCCACACAAUUUAAAUAAUUACUAAUUACGCUCCUAAUUUUCAAUGCUACUAACUAAAUCUAUUUUUAAAGAGCAAUUCCGAUACCUAAUUUUAUACUGUAUUGUGUGAAAAUUAUAAACAUUUUUAGUCCUUAGUUAUAUCAUUUUAUUUAUUAUUACUACAUUGUUACCUGUUACUUGCACUGCUAUUUUUUGUAGGUUGCUUAUUUUUCAUCUAAAAAGUGAGACCAAACUUAUGAUAAGUAAUAAUCCAAUAUAUGAUAUUUGAUACAUUUUACAAUAAAGCUAAAAAAAAUCAACAGUAUUUUAAGUAAUUAUUUUUAAGCAUAAGUAAAUUAUUAACCUAUUAUUUAAAAAAAAAAAGAUCUUUGCAAUGUGGUACACCAAAUUUUAUACUGUAUUGCAUAAAUAUUAUAAAUUUUGUUAGUCCUUAGUUAUAUCAUUUUAUUCAUUAUUACUACAUUAUUACCUGUUACUUGCACUGUUAUUUUUUGUAGAUUGCUUAUCUUAUUUUUCAACAAAAAUAGUGAGACCAAACCAAUAUUUUCAUAGUUUACAAUAAAGCUAACAAAAAUUCAAUAGUAUUUUAAGUAAAUAUUUUAGGCUUAUGUAAAUUUGUAACCUAAUAUUAAAAAAAAAAACAGAUCUUUGCAAUGUACCAUGUGAAUAAAAAAUCAUUAGUAGUUGCAAAUCUUAAAUAUUUAUUAUUAUAAUUUGUGAACUGAGAAGUUAAUUAUUAAAUCAGUUGUUAAUUCAAUCACAUGGUAUGUUGCAGAGCGCCUGUCCGACUCGGUUAUAAGAUUGUAUCGUGAUAUGGCUGAUGAGAAGAAUGAAAAUUUAUUUUACGAAAAAGUAAGGAGGUCUAGAAAAAGAGCAAUAUCACCAGAGUCGGAGUUUGCAAAUGAUGUGCCUCCUGUAAAGAAACAAAGGAAAUAUAAACAAAAAGCAGAAGAAUUUAUUAUAGAAAAAAUAAUUGAUUUUAAAUUUGAAGAUGGAAGUGAGUAUUUCUAUAUAAAGUGGAAGGGAUGGCCUGAAAGUGAAAAUACAUGGGAACCCAUUGAUCACUUAGACAAUUGUCCAGAUAUUCUCAAAAAUUUUUUGAUGAAUAAGGAAAUCCAACAUUGUGAAAUGAUGGAAAAACUUAAGGAAGAAAUUUCUUUUGAUAAUUUAUUAAGUGAAGAAAAUCUUUUAAAAAGAAUGGAUGAAGUUGAAGAAUCUACAAUUUGUAAAUUAAGAGAAAAACUUACAUUAAAACUUUUGUGUAUGAUUAUGCUAAGAGAUUGUGAUGAAUGCCAUGCUACAGAACUUGUACAAGAUAGUAGAAAUUUAUUGCAGUUAUAUGUGUCUGUAAGACGGAGAUGUCGUCAACUUAUGGCUCUUCAAGAAUGGGAGGAACAUUUGAAUCAUGUAGAUGAUUGUAAGAGAUUAUGUAUAGAAAAUAAUGUUGACUUUGCAGGACCACCAGAAAAUUUUACAUACAUUAAUCAUUCUAUACCUGGGGUUGGUGUAGUUAUUCCUGAAAAUCCUCCAAUUGGUUGUGAAUGCACUAUCUGCAACUGUCGAUCAAAGUCAUGUUGCGGUAUGCAAGGUGGAAUCUUUGCAUACACUUACAACAAAAGGUUACGUGUAGCAUCUGGUACACCUAUUUAUGAAUGCAAUAAAGCUUGUAAAUGUACCUCAGAUUGCAAUAAUCGGGUUGUUCAAAGGGGUAGGAAUGUUAAACUAACUAUUUUUCGAACAUCAAAUGGCUGUGGAUGGGGUGUUCGAACUGAACAGAAAAUAAAACAAGGACAAUUUUUGUGUCAGUAUGUUGGGGAAGUUAUAACUUUUGAAGAAGCUGAAAAAAGGGGAAGAGAAUAUGAUGCUAAUGGAUUGACUUACUUAUUUGAUCUUGAUUUUAAUUCUGUUGAAAAUCCAUAUGUUGUUGAUGCGGCACAUUUAGGAAAUGUGUCACAUUUUAUUAAUCAUUCUUGUGAUCCUAACUUGGGAGUUUGGGCUGUAUGGGCUGAUUGUUUGGAUCCUAAUCUGCCCAUGUUAGCUUUGUUUGCAACUCGUGAUAUCGAGGCAGGGGAAGAAAUUUGUUUUGAUUAUUUACAAAAAUCAUCUGAAAAUGAUGAUCUAGAAAUAAAUAAUUCAUCACAAAAAUUGCCUAAUGAUGAUAUUCACUCAAAUGGGGUGUUAAAUGGGGACAUUGUGAAAGAAGAUGUAGUAUGUAGAGAUAGUCCAAAUACUGCCGAAGGCAGUGGAUUAGAGCCUGCUUCACCAUCAAAAUCAAGGUUUGAAAUAAAACAACAAAAUAUUACCUCACUUAGAAAUCGUACUGAAUGUAAAUGUGGAGCUUUAAAAUGCAGAAAAUAUCUUUUUUGAUAUAGAUAUAUCUUUGCUUGAUGAACUCAUGAACUUGUGUGUACCUUAAAACUCAUGUUUGGCUUCUUUCAACUUCAUGUAUUGAAUCUCGAUUUUAUGAUUUUUUAACAGCACUUCGUUGAUGAAUACUCACAUAUAUUUUCUAUUAUUGUUUAAAUGGAAUAGUUUCAAUCUUGUGAAUUUACUAAAAGUCUAUAUAGUGCCUUAUUUUUCUUUUUAUUUAACUGAUAGGGUGCUAUACAAAAUGCAAUAACAUUAAGAAAUUUUCUUGCUAAACAUAUCUCUACUGUCAGUUUUUAACUUCCUUUAAAUGUCUCUCUUGUGGACAUAGGCCUAAAGGUGAAUAUAAACAACCACUAUGUUGCUUCAGUGUUAAGACCUAUUCAUAUUCCAUUAGCCUUCAAAAUAGCGAAAGAACCCAAAUUAUACUGUAUUUUGUAUUUUAACAAUUUCACUGUCCAGUAAGUCACAUAUGAACAUUUUGAUUGUUUAACUAUUGUGUCUUUUUUGCAGGCAGGGAAACUGUUAAUACAUUUUUAUACAUACAUACAUAGUGUUCAAAAUUAGUAAACUUUUCAGUGCAUUUUUUUAUUACUAAUAGAGUAUCACUUUCACUGUGGUCUCGAAUAAAUUUGAAACAAAUCCAAAUAGAUUUAAAGUCCGUUCAUCUUUUUCUAAAUAAUUGAAUGUGCUCAAGCUCAGAUGAGUUUUACAUCAUGUACUUCAAUUACAAGUAAGAUUUAUUUAAAUGUUUCCUUGCACUACUGAGUAUACCAGUAAAUAAAGUACUGUAAUUGCAAUCAAUAAGUUAUUUAGUGUCUGCAUUGAAAAUCAAACUUAGGGUGUUCUCGUACUUGAUAAUUUUUGUCUCUGUGUAUUUCUAGAAUGUUUUCAACAUCAUAAUGAAAUAAAUAUAAAUUUUCUUAAAAUGUGAUUUGUUAAUUUGUCCUGGAUUUCAUAAAUUCAUAAAACCAUGUGUAAAGAAAAGUAUAGCUUGCUUUACUUGGUUAAAUAUAAAUGUUUUUUUAAGACAAUGAGGAUAGAAUUUAAGAAAAUAUUAUUUUAUAUUAGUGUGCUCUUAAUACCCCUUGUACCAUUUAAAUUUUAUCAUGUUAUAAACGGUUAUUAUGUUAUAGUAUUAUUUGUAGUUUCAAGUUAACUUCAUUAUUGUAUAACAUUCACAAGUAAACCUUGAUUAUUUUAUAGUUAUUUUUAAAAUAUUUUACGACACAUUUGGUAUUAAUUAGGUAAAUAAUAGUUUUAGUCUUUACUUGUUAAUUAUAAGUACACAGUUUUUUCUUAGUUUAAAAUAUUGAAGUGUUGCAUGGAGGCGAUAAUAAUAAUAUAAAUGUAUUAAUCUACUGUAACUGUAGUUCUAUAAUAAAAUUAAAUGACAAAUAAAA